UGAGAUGUUUUUUUUUAUUUUUAGCUGCUGGGCCCAACGAAUGGAACAUGCGUACGAGAAAGAUUUGUCAUUUCCGGCCAAAAUGUUAACAGCCAGGUUCCAGUUUUAUGCGGAUACAACACCGGGCAACACAUUUACGUGGAUGUUUCCAUGCUGGCUGGACCUCUUAGUUUAUCUGUGUUAUCAACCAUAGUAUCUAGAAAACGUUGGAGAAUUCGGGUUUGCCAGUUUGAAAACAGUUGCACGACGUCAAAUUGCCUGCAGUACUUCACCGGAACUUCCGGGGUAAUCACUUUCUUUAACUACGACCAGGCGUCAAUGUUUAAUAGAAGUACCACUCAGUAUUUGAAUAACCUGAACUAUGCAAUAUGUAUACGAAAGGAAGCUGGUUAUUGUUCUAUAACUUACACGAAUGUAAGAAAUGGGGUGGAAUAUCGUUUUCAACUAAAUAAUGUAAAAAGUUCUGGAAUAAGGACGGUUCCGCAAGAACAAGCUGGGGCAGAUGUUAUAAAUUGUCCAAAUGAUUAUAUAAUUUUGGAUGGUUCCAGACUUUGUGGUGAUAAACUAAAUGAUGGAUUGACCAUCAGGAAUUUUACAUUAAAUGCGCCCAUUACUGUUUCUAGUGCAGGACCCAUUGUAAUACCUGUAAUGACGGACGGUAGCCUAACUGGUUUAGGGUUUAAAAUAUUUUACACCCUAAAUAGAUGCCCUACGGUAUAGAAUUCAAAAUAUACAGGGUUCCCGAAAAAUACUUAAACUAAUUACCCAAUUCCAACAUUGCUUUGUUUUUUUGCUAGUUUUAGUAAAAAAUUAUUUAUUUUGUUAUUUAACCCAAGUAUUUAUUUAUAAUAUUAACAAAAC
This is a messenger RNA of Brassicogethes aeneus, 861 nucleotides long. NCBI's taxonomy places the organism in Eukaryota, Metazoa, Arthropoda, Insecta, Coleoptera, Nitidulidae. The record is from the annotation of a GenBank genome assembly.